Molecule: messenger RNA, 1587 nt
Organism: Dermochelys coriacea (leatherback sea turtle)
Lineage: Eukaryota; Metazoa; Chordata; Testudines; Dermochelyidae
Gene: C26H2orf68
Product: chromosome 26 C2orf68 homolog
Source: RefSeq, a predicted model, not a curated record
GCGAGGCGGGGGCCGAUGGACACGGGACCGGAGGCGGAGCGGGGCCCGGCUUGGGGCGGCUGCCGCCCGGGGGGGCGGCUCGACAUGAGCCACGGCUUCGUGCGGCACAUCCGGCGGAACCAGAUCGCCAGGGAUGACUACGACCGGGAGAUGAAGCAGGCCAAGGAGAAGGUGAAGAAGAGGCACACACCCACCCCGCCCCGGCCCAGGAAACCCGACCAGCAGGUGUACCACCCCUGCCAGAGAAGUCGAGUGGACACAGCCUGUGGCCUGGAGUAUGAGGGGUCUAGCGAGAGCAGCUCCGGCACCGAGCCAGACCCCCGCAGCACAGAGCUCUUCUGCCUCGAGUAUGAGGCCGACAGCGGCGAGGUCACCUCGGUCAUUGUACACCAGGAUGACAGCCCCAAGGAGGUGACGGAGAAGGUCUGUGCCCAGAGCCCGCUGGAGCCGCCCCUGCGCGAAGCCCUGAGGCAGCGGGUGCAGGAGGAGCUGCGGAAGCGGAGGGCGAAGCGCUGAGGCCCAUGGCAGCUAUGCUGGACGGGGAGCCAAGCGCACAUGGGGAGCUGCAGCACCUUGGCUGGUGGGGGCUGGAGGCUCAGGCCCCAGGGAGCAAGGACCGGCUGCCCCAAGCUCUGACAGACUUGCUGAGCGGGUUUGUUCCCUGCUGCUACCAGCCACCCCCAGCAGCCAGGGCCCAGCGCUGGUGCCCCCAGGAGGAGCUGGCUCCUAGGUAGGGGAUCCUGAGUGGGGUGGCCUGGGGGCUCCUGGGAACUCGGGCAGAUGAAGCCCUGGGCACAGCCUGGCAGGAGGAGCCUCACCCAGCCUGGUAAUGCCUGGAGGAUGCACUGGUGCUGACAGGCCACAUGAAACCACUUUGCCCCAGGGUCCUCCAGCCUACCUUCCCCGAGGUUCCCCUGCUCCCCCUCCUCUCAGGGUCCCCCCACGCCCAGCCUCCAAUCCCCCAGGGUUCCCCAGCACCCAGUCCCCCUGGCUCCCCCAUCCACCUGUUCCCUGAUUUCCAUGCCCCCAGGGUCCCCCAUCCCCAUUUCCCCAACUCCCAUCCCUUGGGGUCCCCUCUCCUCCGUUCUGUGGGUGGCUGAGCUGCUCCCUGUUCUGGCUCAAUUCCCGGGGGGCUCACACCCAGGCAGACUGUUGUUUAAGGGAGCUCUGUGGCUGGUUGAAGGUGCCAGGCUGUUGGCCAGCACACAAUACAGGACCUGGCAGCUGGGGCAGUGGCCGGAGGGCACCAGGAUUGGUCUGGUCCCUGAGAGGUUGCCAUGGGCCCCAUGCCCCCACCCAGGCAGGAAUGUGCCACUGAGCCCUUUAGGGGAGGCCCUGUGUCCUGGGUGGAGGAACCGGCUGAACCCCAUUGGAUCUGUCCUACAUACAUGGUGGAACUGCCCCCUCAGAGCCGGGCUGCGUCAGGCGUCUCUAUUCUAGUGCCUGUUGGCCCCAGGGGCGCUGGAGAAAUGAAUGAGCCUCGUGCCCCAGUACCAUGGCCAGCCAGGCCUGCCCCAGGGAGCUCUCGGCACUGGGACCGCAGGGCCCUGUGCUCACGGCACCAAUAAACCCGCUGACAAAACAGAA